Molecule: messenger RNA, 3231 nt
Organism: Wyeomyia smithii (pitcher-plant mosquito)
Lineage: Eukaryota; Metazoa; Arthropoda; Insecta; Diptera; Culicidae
Product: ceramide kinase
Exons: 9
Coding region: 676-2637 (653 amino acids)
Molecular function (GO): kinase activity
Source: RefSeq, a predicted model, not a curated record
ACGGCUGUUUUACAUGUCGAUGUCAGUUUUUGUCCAGUAGUCCGCUAGAUGAGGUGUGUGGGGUGUAUGUGCUAUUAGUGGAUUAUUCUAAGCUCACUGUUCUCUUAGUCUCUUUAAGAAAAAUGAAAGUUUAGUGCUGUAACUGGUGUUCUGGAAAAUUAUCUAUCAAUAGUUUUAAUAGAGCAAAGUAUGCGCAAUGGAUUUCUUUAACAUCCAAUAGUGCAUAUUAAUACUUACGAACACGCAUUUUCCCGUUCGUUCUAUCGUGCUUAUAUCCGGGUUCUGAUCUAUGAAACAAAUUUAUCUUCAAGACACACACACUAUAAAAGAAGAACAGACUACAAAGUUGAGAAGUCGCGAAUUAUGAACUACUUUACAAACUUGAGUGAAAAUCAAAAUUCAAACAGUCAUGCGUGAAUUGUUACGGAUUUCGGAGUGUAAUAUGGAAUUUCAUUCUUGGUGAGAAAUAAAUCAAUAGACAUACUUACAUGCAUCAGUGAAGCGCACACUUGUUCGUGGACAGACAUAUAGCGAAAAAAAAAGCUAAGCAUCCGUAAUUGCCGCAAUUAGCCGCUUACUCCAAUCCAAGUCUGUCUGUAUGCGAGCAAAAAGUUUCUAACGGGUGUGAAAAUAAAAACGAGUACGAGUUUCGCUUUGCUUCAGCGCACAGAAGUCAUGGACAAGCAUAACGAAGUGCUGCUGAAUACCUUCGUCAUAUCCAAGAAGAAAUAUCGAGUGUUCUACAAUGCCGGCGCACUUGUGUGGGAAGCUGAAAACUCGAAAAAAGGUAAAACCACGGUUCACAUUGGCGAUAUCAUAUCUGCCCGGCUUUCUGCGACGGCGAGCGGUCGAAUUUCCACCAAGCAUGCAGCCACGAACAUUCCCACCAACUAUGGGACUACCUCCAGUACUCAUGCACCGAUAAACGAGAGUCUAGUUUUCGACCGGAUUCCAGUUCUGCCUACUUCGGAGUCAACUACUACGAAUGCCACGGUUAACACAGUGACAACGACAACCAGCAAUGUCAAUUCCUAUGAUCUGCUCAACAACGACGCUUCUAGCGAAGAGAACAUUAUCAACGAAAGUAACGCCAUUACUAAUUAUUUGAUAAUCAACUAUGCGAGAUUAGUUUCGCCACGUACAUGCAAAUGGAGAGUUCAGCAGCUGGUGCUGUUCAACAGCGAACAGCGGAUUAUCAGGCUCUGGUACAAUCGGUUAUCGGAUGAUAUCAAAGAUCAAAAUCGACCAAAAAAUUUGCUGAUAUUCCUCAAUCCGUACGGGGGUAAACAAAAGGCAUUUGCAUUGUUCGAAAAAUAUGGCAAACCGCUCUUCAAAUUGGCCCACGUCGACAUCAAUCUGAUAAUCACUCAGCGGGCUCAGCAAAUAUAUGACAUCAUGACAUCGCAAACGAUUAAUUUGAACUGUUACGAUGGCAUUGUGUGUUGCGGGGGCGAUGGCACCUUUGCUGAACUCUUCAACGGGCUUGUCUACAGAACGAUGAUCGAUUUGGGUUUGGAUAUUCGUAAUCCGCCAUAUCUGCCGAAACCGAGCAUUCCGAUUGGAAUUAUACCAGCUGGCAGCACCGAUACAGUCGCCUACUGCUUGAAUGGAACUACGGACGUUAAGACCUCUAUCAUUCACAUCAUUCUUGGCCAAUCGUACGGAUUAGAUGUAUCCAGUGUAUAUCGAAAGCGUGACGUCGAUUCCAAUCCCAGUUUUGUUGGUCCGGCCAAUACCAGUGGUUCGUCCGAUGACGUUGGUGGUGCUACCGAUCGACCCCAGUUGCUCAAGCUGUACGCUAGUGUGAUAUCGUAUGGUUUUUUAGGAGAUGUGACGAGCGAUAGUGAGAACUAUCGUUGGAUGGGUCCUAAAAGAUACGAAUAUUCAGGUUUUAAAAAGUUCCUGAGAAAUCGCGGCUACAAAGGCAGCGUUGGCGUUCUGUUGGAAAAAGAAACUGCGGAUGGUGGCGCGUCCAUGCGGAAUAACCCAAACGACGGAGUUCGGUGUUUAGAGAACUGCCAGCGUUGCCAGCUUGCGGUGGCUAAAGUUAUCAACCGUGAUGAACUAGAGAGCGAAGAAAAAAUUAUCAACGGAAAGUUUCUUAUGGUGAAUGGUGCUAACAUAUCCUGUGCUUGCUCACGAAGCCCACAGGGCUUCAAUCCGUACUGUCACUUGGGCGAUGGCUAUAUCGAUUUGAUCUUAGUGCGGCACACGUCCUUCCUGAACAACAUUCGGCUGCUGUUGGCAAUGUCUUCCAAGAGCAAAAAGAUUAGUGAUUUACCCUUCGUGGAGAUUUACCGUACGAAGAAGUUCACUUUCCAUGCACGUACGACGACAGCCUUGGACGAGGGUCUGCUUGGCCACGAUAACAGCGCCAUAGAGGAGGACUCCAAUCAAACCGGAACGUCAAGCAGCCCCAUAGGUGCGAAUCACACUUCGCCUAGCAGUAGCACGACAGCAUCAGGAAGGUGUCUGUCCCGAUGGAACUGCGACGGUGAAAUACUAUCCGGCACGGACAUUAUUGUGGAGUGCAAUUGCCAGCUAAUUAACGUAUUUCGACGAGGAAUAUCCUGCAGUGAUAGUAGUUCUAAGAAUAAUGAUUCAAGCGUUUUAAACUGUUGCGGGCUGUGCAAGUAGUCGUUUAAUUUUCAUCCUAGGAGAUUACCGUUUAAUAUUUUCUUUUCCUAUUGUUUACUUCUAUUAACAUUUGGAGACAAAACCUGCCUGUGAUUGGUAUAAGAUACAAAGCUGGACUCUUACCCUUCAAAGAUUCGUGCUGUUAGUUGUACUGAUAAAACGUAAAGGUACCUUAGUGCCCUAUUAGGAUGUAGUAAAACUGUAGUUUAAUAAUGCUUGCAGUUAUUGCCACGGUAAUUGUAUACAAAAAUAAUAUAAUGUUUCUAUCUGUUACUGAAUUGCAUUCCACAGAAUAAGAACAAAUGACAAUUGGUUAGUAAGUUGGUCAAUUUAACACUCAUUAUCGUGAUAAAACAGACCUGCGUGGUGAUAGUAGUAUUAUAAAUGGGGACAUCCUAUGAGAUUGAGGUAUUACUGCUCUUAAGAGAACUUAUCAGUAUAAUUAUGAAACAGUUUUUUUCUGUAAAUAGCAGAUUGUGUUAUUAAAACCGAAAUUGUAUUUGCAUCUAGCAUUUUAUACUUUUAAUAAAAAGGGAUUUUAUAUUCUGUUGGAUUAUACUAAGGAAUAAACUGACUUUUGAUUAUAGUGAUUUA